This is a messenger RNA of Acanthochromis polyacanthus (spiny chromis), 4872 nucleotides long. It is a transcript of the gene npepps, whose product is annotated as aminopeptidase puromycin sensitive. The record is from RefSeq and is a predicted model, not a curated record. The coding region runs from base 82 to 2883 and encodes 933 amino acids. Gene Ontology annotation, biological process: proteolysis; peptide catabolic process. Lineage: Eukaryota; Metazoa; Chordata; Actinopteri; Pomacentridae. Gene Ontology annotation, cellular component: cytoplasm. Gene Ontology annotation, molecular function: metalloaminopeptidase activity; peptide binding; zinc ion binding. The transcript has 23 exons.
AGGCCGACGCUGGUUAGCUGGAGUUGUUUGGGCUGUAGGGGGAGAGAAGUGUAGCAGGCAGUGCUGAGAGGGUUUCAUUUGAUGUUGGUGCUCCUGGGCCGCACAGUUCCGCUGUCAUUCGUACACAGAGUCACUACCUGCUGUCCAUCCUCACUGUCGAGGCCCGUGUUUGUCAGCUCCGUGCUAAUAAAAUUCAGGGGGACAACUAGCGCUUCAUAUAGCACCGUCUUCGUUAGUGCAGCCGGCCAAAAUACAGGAACCAUGCCCGAAAGGAGGCCCUUCGUACGGUUACCAACUGACGUUUACCCCGUCAACUAUGGCUUGUGUCUGAAGCCCGACUUGAUUGACUUCACUUUCGAAGGCAAGCUGGAGGCACUGGUGGAGGUUACACAAGCCACAAAUCAGAUUGUGAUGAACUGUGCUGACAUCGACAUCAUCACAGCUUCCUUUGCACCACAGGGAGGAGAAGAAAUCAAUGCUACAGGCUUCAACUAUCAAAACGAGGAUGAGAAAGUCACCCUGUCAUUCCCUAGUGCUCUGCAGAAAGGCUCUGGUACGUUGAAGAUCGACUUUGUCGGGGAACUGAAUGACAAAAUGAAAGGAUUCUAUAGAAGUAAAUAUACAGCUGCUGCUGGAGAGAUCCGCUACGCUGCUGUAACACAGUUUGAGGCUACGGACGCUCGCAGAGCUUUCCCCUGUUGGGAUGAGCCAGCUAUCAAAGCCACCUUUGACAUCGCUCUGAUAGUUCCCAAGGACCGAGUAGCCUUGUCAAAUAUGAAUGUGAUUGAUCGAAAGCCAUAUCCAGAGGAUGAAAACCUUGUGGAAGUAAAGUUUGCCACCACACCCAUCAUGUCCACAUACCUUGUAGCUUUUGUCAUUGGUGAAUAUGAUUAUGUGGAGAGUCAGUCAUCAGAUGGUGUAACAGUACGUGUCUACACGCCAGUUGGGAAGGCAGAACAAGGGAAAUUUGCACUGGAGGUUGCAACUAAGACCUUACCUUUCUACAAUGACUACUUCAGUGUUCCUUAUCCAUUGCCUAAAAUUGAUCUCAUAGCUAUUGCUGAUUUUGCUGCUGGUGCCAUGGAAAACUGGGGCCUUGUUACCUACAGGGAGACGGCACUGCUAAUCGACCCGAAGAACUCCUGCUCGUCUUCCAGGCAGUGGGUGGCGCUGGUGGUUGGACACGAACUCGCCCACCAGUGGUUUGGAAACUUGGUCACCAUGGAAUGGUGGACCCAUCUGUGGCUUAAUGAGGGAUUUGCAUCCUGGAUUGAGUAUCUGUGUGUGGACCACUGCUUCCCAGAGUACGACAUCUGGACCCAGUUUGUGUCAGCCGACUACACCCGCGCUCUAGACCUGGACGCACUGGACAGCAGCCAUCCUAUAGAGGUGAAUGUGGGCCAUCCAUCAGAGGUAGAUGAAAUCUUUGAUGCCAUCUCCUACAGCAAAGGAGCAUCUGUGAUCCGCAUGUUGCACAACUACAUAGGAGAUGAGGACUUUAGGAAAGGAAUGAAUGCCUAUCUUGUGAAAUUCCAACAUAAAAAUGCAUCGACAGAGGACCUGUGGGACUGUCUGGAACAGGCCAGUGGGAAACCCAUUGCUGCAGUGAUGGGCUCAUGGACCAAGCAAAUGGGCUUCCCAAUAAUAGUAGUCGACCAGGAACAGCAAGGGGAGGACCGCAUCCUCAAGAUAUCUCAAAAGAAGUUCUGUGCCAGUGGACCACACAACGGUGAGGAAUGCCCCAACUGGAUGGUCCCCAUUAGCAUUUGUACCAGCGAGGACCCCAAAUGCACCAAACUUAAGGUUCUGCUGGACAGACCAGAGACCGCCAUCACUCUGAGUGGUGUCAGCCCAGACCAGUGGGUCAAGAUCAACCCUGGCACCGUGGGUUUCUACCGCAUCCAGUACAGCUCGUCCAUGCUGGAGAGUCUGCUGCCGGGCAUCAGAGACCUCAGCCUGCAGCCUGUGGACCGACUCGGCCUGCAGAACGACCUCUUCUCUCUAUCUCGUGCAGGGAUGAUCAGCACGGUGGAGGUGCUGAAGCUGAUGGAGGCGUUCGUCAACGAGCCCAACUACACAGUGUGGAGCGACCUCAGCUGCAACCUGGGAGUGUUGUCUUCGCUGCUGUCCCACACAGACUUCCACGAGGAGAUCCAGGAGUUCAUUCGAGACCUCUUCACCCCCAUCGGCCUUGAGCUGGGCUGGGACAGCAAACCAGGGGAAGGUCACUUGGAUGCCCUAUUGAGAGGUUUGGUUCUUGGGAAGUUGGGCAAGGCAGGACACAAACCCACACUGGAGGAGGCCCGACGGAGAUUCAAGGACCACAUGGAGGGAAAGCAGGUUCUGCCUGCAGACCUAAGGAGCCCAGUGUAUCUAACAGUGCUGAAGCAUGGAGACAGUGCCACACUGGACACAAUGCUGAAGCUCCACAAACAAGCAGACAUGCAGGAGGAGAAGAAUCGCAUUGAGCGAGUGCUUGGCGCCAUCUCUGCCCCCGACCUCAUCCAGAAAGUCCUCAACUUCGCCCUCUCGGAAGAGGUCCGUCCCCAGGACACGGUGUCGGUAAUCGGAGGAGUAGCAGGAAGCAGUAAACAUGGUCGGAAAGCUGCCUGGAAGUUUGUCAAGGAUAACUGGGAGGAGCUGUACAGCCGCUACCAGGGAGGUUUCCUCAUAUCACGACUUAUUAAGCUCACAGUCGAUGGAUUCGCAAUUGAUAAAAUGGCUGCUGAAGUGAAGAGUUUCUUUGAAAGUCACCCGGCGCCAGCAGCAGAGCGCACAGUUCAGCAGUGCUGUGAGAACAUCCUCCUCAAUGCCGCCUGGCUGAAGCGCGACGCGGACGACAUCCACCAGUAUCUACUGCAGCGCAAAGCACCUCCCGUCUGAGCCAGCCUCGCCGCCUCCUCCAGUCCCCUCCCCCUUCCCUCCAGCGCGGACCUCCCAGCAUCAUAGCUGCCUCGGCCCCCCUCACUACCGACCAGAGCGGGAGACCAGAGCGUACUUACAGCAGGCUUCAUUUCUCGAAAGACACUGUAUGACACAUGAAGAUAAAGCCAAGAAUUUAACAAAGUGUUGGAAACACAAAGAGACUCUUUUUACGUUAACAAGCGAAAUCCAUUUUAGUCAGACCAGGAAUGUAGAUUUAGCCCCAUUCUGUCCACGGGCAGACGACACGUCAGCCGGUCGGCACGUCACAUUAUCAAAGCAGUGCUCGGCCGAGUCGCAGAGUCGCCCCUGAAAUGAUUGGUAGCCCUGCUAGUGUAAACUGUAUCACAUACCCAAUAUGCACACCUUCAUCCACGUCUGCGUUGUAGCUGAAGAAACUGUGAAGCCCCGCCCCUUUUCUCCCCUUUUACCUGCUGCCACUCAUUUUGAACGCAUGAAGUGUGAUUUUCUACAUUUGCUGCUUUAUUUACUUCACUCACUUUUCUGUACAAACGGUCAUCCACUGUUUCUCUACUUCAUCCUCACACCUUCCCCCUCCUUCCUGUCCUUCAGGCGUUAUGAUUGGGUGAAAGCAGAAGGCUCCUGGGCAGAAUGGGGUUAAUAACAGUAGUGUGUGUUGUAGUUUCCAACAGCACUGAUUCUCCAUAGCUAAUCGACGGUUAGGACGAGGCGAGCAGCGCUAGGCAUGGUACUAUAUUUGUAAACUGUUUAAUGCAAGCAUUUUAUGCGGAUGUUCCUUUAAAAGAAUUAAUGGAAAAGUUCAUGGAUACUUGUUUCCACUCCCCUAUUCGCCCCCCCAAAAAACCUUUCAAACUCUGUUUAGUCAGAGUUUGUAUGUUUUAAAUCAUCCACAAGCAUAUUUAAUCCAGUUUCUGUUAUUUGCCACCCACAAUGAAAUGAAGAUGCAGGCGUGUUUUUAUAAGACAUCAGAUGCAGUGAUUUAUUUAAAUGUUGAGAUAAUCUUAUAUAUUGAGGAGAGGGAAAGAAAAAGAUCACAACACUACUUAUCGGGGCCUUUUCAUACUGAAGUACCAUCAGGAAACGCCUCUUCAUAGGGUUGAGAGUCCACUGAGGCCCGGUCUGGACUUUGUGGACGUGACAGAUCGACUUUGACUCCGCUGUCGAACUUGGAAGCCUUAACAUGGUCGACUGGUUUGCAGUAAAUAUUAAACACUGAAGUGGUGAUAGUAGGUGACUUCCACAUAACAUCAAAUGUAUCUAAUGUGACAGAUUAUGCAGACUUGUUUAACGAGUAUAUCUAUAUAGAAUUUACAAUUUGAUGUGGUUUUUGGGAACAUACCGACCGUCAUCCAACCUGUUGUCGAGACACUUUCCCCCCUGGAGCAUUUGUUGUUGUUUUCUUUUUGUUUAUUUCUUUUUUCUUUUUUUGUUAAAAAUUACAGUUGGUGUUCAUUAAAGUGAAAAAGGCUUAUAAAAACAAAUGAUGUGAAAUCAGUACACGUUGAUUUUAAUGAGUGAGGUGUGAGUGCGCAUGGCUGGAGGCAGAUAUGUAAUUUAUUUUGAAUUGUCUCACAUUUUAAGAAGUGCGGCAGUGAUCAUAUUGAAUUAAAAGUGGUUAUAGCAGCAGGUGAAUAAUGUGUAUAUGUAACGGUUAAAUUAAAACAAAGGAGACUAAAAUUGGAAACCGAUGUCCAUGCUGUCGCACAAGGGAAGUUAAAACACAUCUUGGUUUCAUAAAGUGUCUGUAGAAAAUGUUCAGGCGGUGUUUGCUCUGAGUUUGUCGACUGUGCUGAUACGUUUAAUGUUUUCUUGUCUUUUUCAGAUGAAUCUGAUUUUAGUUCAACAUGUGGAAUGUCUUUGUGGUUCUGACUUUAAGACGAGGAAAAGCUGUCACCCCAGACAGCUCUGACUUUAGUGUUGCCAAGGCAAAUGUAAAUAUGCAGUCCAAUAAAGUAACACUUGAUGAUA